AUGACGAUAGUGGCGAUGCGCACGAUGGCCGCGAACCUGAAGCAGAAGCUCCCCGUCGCCGUCCAGCGGGUGUUCGCGUCUUCUCGGGCUCCGGGAACCUCCAGCAAUACUGCUGCCGCCAUCGACAGCCUUGAUCCAGAAUUACGCCGCCGGGUGCUCAAUGAUGUUGAUAAGCUCAUCAGGAGGAACCGCAGGAACGACCUCUUGGUCGCUGGUGCUGGCUUAAGUUUUGGAGGGAUUGUCAUGUCAUAUUUGGCUCAUCGACUCACCAGUCGAAGUGAUGACUGGCUCACCAAGUGA
Molecule: messenger RNA, 300 nt
Organism: Triticum turgidum subsp. durum (durum wheat)
Lineage: Eukaryota; Viridiplantae; Streptophyta; Magnoliopsida; Poales; Poaceae
Source: the annotation of a GenBank genome assembly